AUCAUCUAAAAUCAAUACUGAAAAUCAACAAAUGAAAAUAUCAAAAGAGUGCGGCGCAUAAUUAGAUUUACUAGCCAAAAACCCUCUUCAUAAAGCCCGCGUAAAACCAACUGCAACCAACGAAAUAACCGAGUUACAAGCGAUACAAAAUCAACAACCAUUUUUAGAAUUAAUUUUGUUUGAUGUGCGCGCUCAUAAAAAUUUACAUAGAAGCGGCAUAAAAUAAAUACGAAAUACACCAGGCCAGAAGAGAAAAAAAACGCGAGCGACAAAAGUGAAUUGGUUAACCAUGGAAAAGGCGUAACUGGCAACUGCUGACCCGGGCCUAUAACUUUAGAUGAGCGCGCUACUGUGCCACAAUUUUGGUUUACACCUGUCGAAGCUGCCACUCCCAAGAGGAACUUUUUCUACCACAAAAACAAUAACAACAACAAGAACUUUUUGCCCCACAACAAGAGGAAAAACCAAAAUAAAAGAGCAACAACAACAGUGAUAUGGAACUGUGCAUAGCAACAAAGUCAAAAAAGCAACAAGAACAAGCCGCUCAGAGUUCAAUGCAGCAAAGCAAAUGCAACAGCAGCAGCAACAGCAACUACUAUCAAAAGAAAUGCCACCAAAAUCAAACAAAUACUCAAGUACAGAGCACUCAGCAAAGCAAUUGCAGCAGCCACAGAGAUCGAGACCACCUGACAAAGCAGCAACAGAACCAACGAACAAAUAGUGCAACAGCAACCUCAUCAAAUUUCAACAGGAGCAACAUCAUCAGCAGCAGCAGCAGCAGCAACAUCAAGAGUAAAAACAUUAGGAGGCCCAGUAGAAGCACACAAUUAAACACGCUCUAUUCGCUGCUGGUGCUUUUGAUAGUCGGCCUUGCCACAGUUGCCGCCACCCCCGCAACCCCCUUUUCCCGCGAGACCAGACGCGAUGCUCUUUUGGCCUACUACAAGCGGGCCCACCUGCAACCGAGUGGCUCCUCCCCGGGGCACGAGCACGAGUAUCACCUGCAUCAGGACGCCAACGGCCUUGACUUUGACGAGCUAACGCCCACCGUCAGCAGCGUGUCCGUCCUCAGUCGGGCGGAGCGCCUUCGUUUGCGUAAGCGCAGUGCCACGCCCACAACGGCAGCAGCAGCAGCAACAUCGCCAGUUGCCGCCGUUGCACCUGCAGCGGCAACAUCAACGACAGCGGCGGCCAAGGAGGCAGCCAACAGCAAGAAGGCGGAGGAGGAGAAGUGCGAGCCCAGAGUACUGGAAACGCAGCCAGAUGAGCCGUUUUACGACUACACAGACAUCGCCGAGGAUGCCGCACGCCAGUUUAUUGAAUUUUUAUCGAGCAAAUUCCCAAAUGCCAACACACCGAUUACCAUCGAUGAGCCGACACGUGCGGAGGUGAGUCGCCGGGCCAAUGGAAUCGCCAGCUAUGCCCUCAACGAGGACGACAAUCUCCUGGCCUUCGCCAUCGCCGCGCCCAGCAUUCACACGGUGGUCGUUAAAUUCAGGGAUAACGUUACGAUACCACCGGAUCAGGUGCACAAUAAGGCAUAUUUGGGUUCCUAUUGGCGGGAGUUGGGUGCGGCCUGGAACAGCACGGACGGCACCCAGGAGUGGGGGGCUCCGUUCCGCGACUGCAACCUGUUGACGCGUCGCUGGCUCUGGCCAUUUCGAAUAUCCUUCAGCGAGCACAGGAUCAAAGUUGUGGCGGCUGCUUUUAUUGCCGCCGAUGAGGAUGUGUGCAACGAUGGAUUGGAGGAAGUUUUCGGUCGUCGUCAUGGCUGCGAUCGAAAUACCACUUUUUGCCUGCUCACCGAGAACAAACCCGCCGCCACCAGGGAUGUGUACACUUGUCUGUGCCGCGAAUCCUACUACCUGCCCAACUCCACGCUCCAGGGAUUCCGUGGCGAUCGCGUCGAGCUAUCCGAGGGCUAUGACAACUACUCCUGUAUUCCGUGUCCCGGAGGCUGCUCAAACUGCGACAGCAACGGCGUCUGUCUCACCUUCCAGGAGGAGGAGGUGCUCAACGUGGACGCCUGCCUGCGUCUCCUGGUGGCCAUCGUCCUGGGCGCCUGCAUCCUUUGCUGCGUCGUCCUGGGCGUGAUUGUCUUCCGGCAGAGAAAGUGCAAGGCCAUUGCCUCGGGCAUGUGGACUGUGCUGGAGACGAUACUGCUGGGCAUUGUUUUACUUUAUGCAUCCGUUGCCGUCCAUUUCUUUCCCGCCUCCACCGAGCGCUGUCUGCUGGAACCGUGGCUCCGGGAGCUGGGCUUCAUCACCUGCUACGGAGCCAUCAUCCUGAAGCUCUAUCGCCACCUGGUGGACUUCCGCACCCGCAAGGCCCAUCGCUGGGUGCUGAGGGACGUGGAUCUGCUCAAGUAUCUGGGCACCAUGGUCUUCGCCGUCAUCUGCUACAUGGCCGCCUUCACGGCCUCGUCGCUGGACCUCCUGGAAAGUGCCCAGCUGGAGAGUCUCCGGGAGGCGGACACGAACACCUGCCAUCCGCUCAAAUGGGAGCUGGUCACGCAGACCAGCGAGAUGCUCAUCCUGUGCUUCGGACUCCACCUGGCCAUCGCCAGCCGGAAUGCCAACACCCAGUUCCGGGAACGGCAAUUUCUGGUGACCGCGCUGACGCUGGAGUUCCUGGUCUCGUCGAGCUUCUACUUUCUGCGCUUUCUCUACCUGCCGGAAAUGAGUCCCAGCGCCAUUUUGCUGGCCCUGUUCAUCCGCUCGCAGCUGACGAACAGCUUCGCCUUGGGCCUGAUAUUUGUGCCAAAGUUGUGGUAUCAGCACAAGCAGGUUCGUUCGCUAGCGUAUGAUCUAUCAAUACGUUUACCUGUGGAUGCUUUCAAGGGUACGUCACACGACGCCGGCCAGCGGCUGGGCGGAGGAUAUGCCGGGCUCUGUCUGGGCGAUCCGGACAUCGGGGAGCUGACCAUAUCCGAAAUGAGUCCCGAGGACAUACGCGCCGAACUCAAAAGACUGUACACCCAACUGGAGAUUAUGAAGAACAAGACUCUGAGGCAGGACAAUCCGCACAUCAGCAAGCGACGUGGCGGACGCAAGGCGGGUCACCGCCGCUUCUCCCUGCAGAAAAAGGGCAGCAAGGAUAAGGCUCUAAGUGCCAAACACCGCAGCAACAAGCAUCAUCAGGACAUUGAGAUCACCGAGGCGGAACCUUCCCGAACGCCCGAGGACUCAGUUUGCAGUGCCGAAGGACCCACGGACACCUAUGCCGAAAUAUCGGGCGUAUCCCACUCAAUGCUCUCCCACUCGAUGGUCUCCCACUCCGUUGUCUCGCACUCAAAGUAAGGAAAACUAAGGAGACCGAUUCGCAGGAUCAUUAAGGAUAAGCUAACCGAUAUUCCAGCAAUCAGAGAGAUUUGUACAUAAGUAUUAAACGGUACGAUACAUGUUGGUAUUUGUAGAUAAUAUGUAUAUGUAUGUGAGAAAUAGUUAUUAUAUAGCGCAACAACACAAACAAUAAAAGAAUUACUUUAAUUUCGCAAAGAAAGAAAAACCAACA
Drosophila takahashii is the source of this 3513-nucleotide messenger RNA. The record is from RefSeq and is a predicted model, not a curated record. NCBI's taxonomy places the organism in Eukaryota, Metazoa, Arthropoda, Insecta, Diptera, Drosophilidae.